AUGCUGGCCAGCAAACUGGGCAUCGAGCAGGUGGCGGAUCAGCUAAGCGGGAAGCGCGUCUUGAUGCGCGUGGACUUCAAUGUACCGCUGAAGGAAGGCAAGGUAGCGGAUGCCACGCGUGUGGCUGCAACAAUCCCCACCAUCAAGUUCGCGUUGAAUCACGAUGCCAAAGCCGUCAUUCUCCUAUCUCACUGUGGGCGACCUGAUGGUCGUGUUCAGCCGAAAUACAGCCUCAAACCAGUCGUUCCAGUUCUAGAGGACUAUCUCAGGAAGCACGGGCUCAACAACAAGGUCUCCUUCGUGGAGGACUGCGUCGGCGCUCAGGCUGAGCAGGCUGCUGCCAACGCCAAGGAUGGCGAGGUGCUGCUGCUAGAGAACCUCCGUUUCCACGUUGAAGAAGAAGGUAAAGGGGAAGAUGAGGGCGGCAACAAGGUGAAGGCUGACGCGGGGCGUGUUGAUGAAUUCCGCGCAGGACUCACCAAGCUUGGAGAUAUCUUCAUAAACGAUGCUUUCGGUACAGCCCAUCGUGCGCAUGCCUCCAUGGUCGGUGUAAACCUUCCCGUCCGCGCAGCUGGUCUUCUCAUGAAGAAGGAGCUCGAUUACUUUUCGAAGGCUUUGGAAGCGCCUCAGAAGCCCUUCCUCGCCAUUCUCGGAGGCGCGAAGGUCAAGGAUAAGAUCCAACUCAUCAAGAAUCUUUUGAAUAAGGUGGAGCUGAUGAUCAUCGGAGGCGGCAUGGCGUUCACCUUCAAGAAAACGCUUGAGAAUAUGAAGAUUGGUAACUCGCUGUUCGAUGAAGACGGCUCCAAGAUUGUCGAGGACAUCAUGAAGGAGGCCAAGGCAAAGAACGUUGAGGUGCUCCUUCCCGUCGAUUUUGUCUGCGGCGAUAAAUUCGCAGCCGACGCGAAAACGCAGAUCUGUGAUGACAAGACCGGCGUUCCAGACGGCUGGAUGGGGCUGGACGUUGGACCCAAGACCGUACAGCUUGCAAAAGAGAUGAUUAUGAGAGCCAAGACGAUAGUGUGGAAUGGCCCCCCUGGUGUCUUCGAGAUGCAAGCUUUCGCCAAAGGCUCUACCGCCUUUGCGGACGCAGUAGCCCAGGCUACGGCUGGCGGUGCAAUUUCCAUUGUUGGUGGUGGUGACACGGCAUCCCUAGUCGAGAAAUCCGGCAUGGCGUGUAAGAUGAGCCAUGUUUCAACCGGAGGAGGGGCUUCUCUCGAGCUCUUGGAGGGCAAGGAGCUCCCUGGUGUGGCUGCUCUGUCCAGCAAGUAG
This is a messenger RNA of Cyclospora cayetanensis, 1269 nucleotides long. Its product is annotated as phosphoglycerate kinase. The transcript is spliced from 5 exons. The coding region runs from base 1 to 1269 and encodes 422 amino acids. Gene Ontology annotation, molecular function: phosphoglycerate kinase activity; ADP binding; ATP binding. The record is from RefSeq and is a predicted model, not a curated record. Lineage: Eukaryota; Apicomplexa; Conoidasida; Eucoccidiorida; Eimeriidae. Gene Ontology annotation, cellular component: cytosol. Gene Ontology annotation, biological process: gluconeogenesis; glycolytic process.